GUACAUACCAGCAAUAUAACUACAACAUUCACUCCCUGCAAUAACAGCAGUAUCAAUAAAUCACCACUAUGGAUUCAAUCCAACAGUCAUUAGACAGCAUGACAACUAUGUUCACCACACGGAUGGCUGAAUUUGAAAACACUUUGAAGGGUAACAAAGCGGCACCAGCUUGCAAUGCAAACAGCUUGGCAUCAGAAUUUUCCGAAUUUCGGAAUUUUGUUCUGUCUACCUUGAAACAUCUUCAUGCUCAAGUCAACCUUCUCUUCAAAUUAUAUGAUCAUCAGGAAACUAGAAGUAGAAAGAAAAUACUCUUAAUACAUGGGUUGCCUGAAGAAAAUCAAGAGGAUACAUCUGAGUUACUGGUGCAGUUUGUUCGUUCAAAUCUUAAAAUCCCUGACUUCAGCACAAAUAACAUAAACAGAUGCCAUCGCAUUGGUCGCACAGGUUUGGACAAACCAAGGCCUAUUCUUGUAAAGCUAAGUGAUUUAUCUACUAAAAAUAAACUCUGGUACGGUAAAACUGCUUUAAAAUCUACUGGAAUUACAAUCUCAGAAUUCCUCACCAAGCAGCGGCACGAAGCAUUCGUUGCUGCUCGUAAACAGUUUGGGAUUAAUAAAUGCUGGACUAGAGAUGGCUUUGUGAUUGUGUUAGAUUCCAAAGGUGUGAAGCGGCAAGUAACUUGUUUAUCUGAUCUGAAUGCCAUUCCUCAAACCAACUCGGAGGUGGAGUCUGAUCUGACUUCACAAGCUAGUGGUGGUGUCAAAGAAGCCCAUGUUACACAGAAUGCCAGACCUAAACGAUGCACUAAGAAACAAUAAGCGGCAUAUUUUGUAUGUAUUUCUCUUUUUAUUAACUAUUUGUCCUCCGUCUGUGUUUUGUGUGUUAUUAAUUCUUGCUUUCUGUUAUUACCUAUAUGUUUGUAACAAUUCACUGGUUUUCAAAAUCAAUUCAUCCUGCCUGCCUAUGUGCCUUUUGUCUCCAGUGUAUGUUUUGUAUGUUGUUAUGUGGUUAUAAUAUUCAUAUUAAAUCACUUUGCGGUUAUUGGUUAACAUAUUUAGUAGUCACCCACGCUUAAUAUAAUAAAAGUUAAUGUCAAUUGUGAGUACCGUCGUUUUGUAAUUAUUGUUAUGCAUUUUUUGUAAUAUCUAGUUUCAAAAAUAUUGACAAAACUCUGUAA
Molecule: messenger RNA, 1177 nt
Organism: Colias croceus (clouded yellow)
Lineage: Eukaryota; Metazoa; Arthropoda; Insecta; Lepidoptera; Pieridae
Exons: 1
Coding region: 69-818 (249 amino acids)
Source: RefSeq, a predicted model, not a curated record